AUUUUUUGAGAAACAAGUACAGUUUGGCAAUGCUGCGUGAAGUGCAAUAGCAACUUUGACAGUUGGAGUACUUCACGUGUGAAGUGCAAUAGGCGCGACCAUUGUAGAAAGGUAGAAAGCAUGCCAAAAGUCCGAAACCCUCAUAGCUUGUUAUAAACAAGAAAAUGUUAAAUCCGGUAAGACGUGAGCUGAAAGCAAGCGAUUACCUAACGGAAUUUGCACCUUUCCCGAACGCACGAGUUCGAAACGUUCUCAAGGAUUUCUGUUUUGUAGGAAAUAUUAGCGACGUGGAUGAAGUGACUAAGGUUCUUUUAUUGGGUUGUGGUGAUCUAAGAAAUACCUUUCAAGCAACAACUUCCAAGAAUCCUCAAAAUUUAGAGAUUCAUCUCAACGAUUUUCAUCCUUCUGUCUUGGCUCGAAAUAUCAUAAUUUUGAAAAUUGUGUCAGCAAGUGAUUUCAAUCCUGACAAUGAUGAAGAUUUUGGUUUUCUGUGGGAUGUGUGGUACAAUAUGGAUUGGCCAGAAGAAACCAGGAAGAGGUUUCUUUUUGUUGUGAAGGAGUUGACGAAUGAGAAAUUACCAGAUAACGUCUCAAUUCCAAACAAAAGUCACCUUGAUAAAUUGAAGAGUUUGUGGAGUAACUGGCAUUCUGUUUCCUCUAAAAACAAAACCAAUUCUGAAUCACUCUUGAAAAAAGUCUGGGGACAAAGGAAUCAGUGCUUGUUGGACUUGUGGGAUAUCUUAUAUCCAGGACUUUUACAAGAGAAAGCAAAACUAAGCAAUGCUGAUCUCUUCACGGCCUCACUAAAUGAACUGGCUAAGCUUUUUCUAAAUCGUGAAUAUUUCAUAGGAUUGGCUCCUUUUGUUAAAAAAAAGAUAAACGUUGAAGUGCUCGAAUGCUACAGAUACGGCAGCAGUCGCCGUCAAAAUGACGAAAAACCAGUGUGCGUCAACCCAACUUUGCUGAAUCCCGAGACCCAUGAUUGGAAAAUCCUCUGCUUAUCAACUCCGUUUGAAGGUUAUCUGCCAAUGGCAAAAGGAGAGCUUAUUACUUCAGUUGAAGAAAUCAUGACCCACUCCUGCUCCGAAAUACUCAAGAGAUUGGUGUCUUCCUAUCGCAGCCGGAUUCCAACAGUCAAAAUCUUUUUCCACUUAGAAGAAGCAGUGGAAUUCUGCUAUUCAGACGCAAACAAGUUUGACGUCAUCGACUGCUCUGAUUUCGUGAGUCAUGUUGGGUUAGCCAAUUUAGUUGUUGCAUGCUGCCAAAAGUUGUCGGAUAACCCGAAUGCAGUGUUUUAUACCAAAAUAAUAACUGACCGUCAUCAUUCGAUCAACAAUAUCGUCGAGACAUCCCUUUGUGCUUUAUUGAGUAUGAUUCCCACCAUUUACGGGUUAAGAUUGGCUGACCAUGUUGAAUUAAGGGAUUCUGCCGUAGAUUACUUGCGUACCCUUCGAAUAAGACACCCAGUGAUUCUCUGCUGGCAAAAAGUACCAAACUUUCAGAACAUAAAAUUGGUCCCUUCACCUGAUUUAAAUCGAUGCCUAACAAAGUUGGCCAAAAUUUGUCAUCAAACAAAAUUACCAAACCCAUCCAUAACCCGAUCUACGGUGGACAAAUGUAGAAGAGGUGAAGGUUUCUACACUCCUCUAACAUUCCACUACAUUUUGGAUUCAAUGAUAAAGCGACUAAGACAUGAUUGUUGGUUACCAGAUAUACGUCAGCUUGAAAUUGCUCCCCAAUUCAGACUGGCAAGAAGAGUUCUGGAGGAUUGGAAGAACGGGAAGAAAAUGAAGAGAUUUUCAGCUGGUGUUAUUUACGAAGUGAAUUCUACUGCCAUCAAAGAACGUACCCGUACACUUCGGCUAGUUGUUGUCCCUCCUGACUUACCCGAUGAACAUCGUGACUUAGCCGCUAUUCAGUAUAUCGACAAUUUUGAACUUGAAUUCAAUCAUACUUCAAAAGGAGUAGCAGUGAAGACGGUGUCGUUUUUACUGCCUAGCGAUCAUGGUUUUGAUGAAACGUACAUUGCGAUUGUAAUCGAUGCUUUCCACGGAAUCACUAUUCAGCCACUACUAUUCUUAGAGUCUUUUAAAUCAAUGCGGGUAGAGGAAUAUCUUCCGAUUGUGCAAAACAAAUCUCAACUUCCGCUGGAUCCUAAAAAUAAAAUGUACAUGAAGGUCGAAAGUUGUAUUGAGUCAGAAGAACAGUACACCCUUAGGAUUGCCAUUGAAUGUGAUGGAAACGUUUCAGGAUUGAAGAUAUCCACUAGCGAGAAGGCCCCCUGCCAAUCCUGCCAUGACGUCACAGUUUCAGCGACUCAACCCAGGAUAAUCAAACCGUUAUCGCUCACAUUUCCUUUUCCGAUCCUUGCGAAAAAUGUUCAAGCAACGCUCCAUCCAAAAAGUCGACAUGUCGAUUUGUUGUUGAAGAAAUCCCUGCUGGAGCCCUGGCCGUGCGAGUUUCACUCCAAAAAGUAUAAAUGGAUAAUUGGCGAUUUAGUUCCCUGGAAAAACGAGCCACUCACCUCUGAAGAUGGAUUCAAGAAUGUGGAACACCAUCUGAGAAGUCAAUUUGUAUCAAAGGAAAUUAGUUUUGCCCAUUUUCGUGAUUCAAAGUGUUCUGCUUCGGAUAAAUUGCGUUUCAAGCUUGGAGUAUUGAUGGCCAGUGAUGCUGAAUUUGUCAGUUACGGUCGAAAUGACGAUCGGUACCUACUGAAACUCCAUCGGCCCCUUCUUACUUCCCCAACGGGAACCCCAAUUUUGCUGAUUACUGCUCUCCAUGUGCUUAAAGAAAAAGAAACGGAGCAGCGUAAGAUUGUUGAGAAAGUUUUUCCACUUGGGACACCCAAGGACAUUAAGAGGAUAAUGGAUGCUGAGACCGACGAAGAAUUUCAAUUGUUUCGUUUUCUCCUGCGUUUGAACUCCACUAGAAUCGUGCCCAGCAAAUGGCAGAAGAAGAAUAUUCCUCUAGGAGGUAGCAGUCCUUGGCUUGCUACUUUCCUUUCGCCUCUCUACCAGGAUUCCGUAUUGACGAAAAGCAUCGAGAUUGAACCAGCUGACGAGAAGUGCUGUGCCGCUUGUAAGAAAAUCCCUGACAAGUUGAAGUUUUGCAGUCGUUGCCGUUCCACUGUUUACUGCGGUGUCGAGUGUCAGCAUUCUCAUUGGCCAAUGCACAAACUCAUUUGCAAGAAAUUGUAAUUUGGUCGAAACUUAUCGCAGCUUAAUCCGUGAGUUAUGAUUAGCCUGAAAUUUAAAAUCAAAACUCGGUUAAUUAUUUGGAUGGCUUUAGUAGUUUAGUUCACGAAAAACUUUUGAAGUCUUGAUGCACAGUUGAAACUUUUUUGUAUUGGAUAAUCAAGAUUACACUUUGUAUUUAAUCAACUUAAAAAAA
Daphnia pulex (common water flea) is the source of this 3390-nucleotide messenger RNA. RefSeq lists its product as uncharacterized. Lineage: Eukaryota; Metazoa; Arthropoda; Branchiopoda; Diplostraca; Daphniidae. The record is from RefSeq and is a predicted model, not a curated record. Gene Ontology annotation, cellular component: nucleus. The transcript has 6 exons. Gene Ontology annotation, biological process: negative regulation of DNA-templated transcription; regulation of transcription by RNA polymerase II. Bases 165 to 3197 code for a protein of 1010 amino acids. Gene Ontology annotation, molecular function: transcription corepressor activity; DNA-binding transcription factor activity, RNA polymerase II-specific.